UCACCAUCACUGUCAUCAUCCAUCUCCUCUUCAUCAGCACCAUCACUACCUGCACCAUCACCAUCAAAAACUAGUCUCCCUGCUGUUGAAAUAAUAAUAGAACCCAUCCCUUCUGUGGAAGAACAAACACCAGCAGAGCCAUCACGGACCCCCGCUGCUGAGGCCUUGACUGUUCCAUCUGCAGGAUCCUGGAUGGCAGUGAGGCUGCUGAAUGGCACAGGGAGGUGCUCAGGCCGCGUGGAAGUCCUUGUCCAAGGAACAUGGCAGACAGUGUGUGACGACCUGUGGGACCUGGCUGAGGCCACAGUUGUGUGCCGCCAGUUGCAGUGUGGCCAGGCGGUGGCAGCCCCCACAGGGGCCCACUUCGGAGCAGGCUCCGGGAAGAUCCUGCUGGAUGACGUACAGUGUGCAGGCAGUGAGAGCCACCUGGGCCAGUGCGUGCAUGGGAACCAGGCCAGGCGCAAGUGUGGGCACCUGGAGGAUGCCGGAGUCAUCUGUGCAGGUGAUGGCCCCUCAGCUCCCACACCCACAGCAGGCACCCCCCGUUUUCAUGCCACACUCACCCCAGCAGGACUUGCAUCAUCAACCACACUUCCUUUCUCUGAAUCUGCUGCUCUGCAGUUGACACUCAGGCCAGAAGUUGGGGUUGCCUCAGAGACUUCCCUGGCCAAAAUCCCUGCAUCUGCUGCACUUUCAUCAACAGGAGCCUGGGUGCAGGUGAAGCUACUGAAUGGCACAGGGAGGUGCUCAGGCCGCGUGGAAGUCCUCAUUGAGGGCACGUGGGGGAAGGUGUGCGAUGACUUCUGGGACCUGGCUGAGGCCACUGUCGUGUGCCGCCAGCUGCAGUGUGGCCGGGCAGUGGCAGCCCCCACAAGGGCCCACUUCGGGGCAGGAUCUGGGAUGAUCCUGCUGGAUGACGUAGAGUGUGUGGGCAAUGAGAGCCACCUGGGGCAGUGCGUGCACGGGAGCCGGGCUGGACAUAACUGCGGGCACCUGGAGGAUGCCAGUGUGGUCUGCACAGGUGUGGAUGGCUCUCCAGCCCUCAACCCCACCACCGAGCCUGAAGCCACACCACUGUCACAAGUGCUCUCAGGUAUGGGCCAUUCACCAAACCCCACUACAACAGAGCCUGAAGCUGCCACCCCGUCAUACCUGGGGCAGGCAUUAUUGAUACCUGUGUCCACCACAGAGCCUGCUGCACUUCCUCUGAAUGCUACUUCAGCAGGUGAUGGAUUAUCUGCCACCAUAGCAGUAACAGAUCCUGUGACCUUGCAACCCACACCUGCUCCCCUGGCAGGUGCAGAUUCCACAGCUGCUCUGCCUACAGCCUAUGAGAACCUGUUUCCCACAGCAUCCACGACAUCAGAGGCUCAAAAACCACCUUCUGCACAAUCAGGAGGCUGGGUCCCUGUGCGGCUGGUAGGUACCAAUGAACGUUGUGCAGGCCGUGUUGAACUUUUCUACCAGGAAGUCUGGGGAACCGUGUGUGAUGAUCUCUGGGACCUUCCACAAGCAAACAUCAUCUGCAGGCAGCUGGGAUGUGGCUGGGCCAUUUCAGCCCCAGGUGAGGCCCACUUUGGAGAAGGUUCUGGGAAGAUACUUCUUGAUGAUGUACGCUGCAGGGGAGAUGAGCAGUACCUUGAGGAAUGCUCCCAUAUUGGCUGGUUCUCCCACAACUGUGGUCAUGGAGAAGACGCCAGUGUGAUAUGUUCAGAUGCUGAAUAUUCAAUAGCUGCACUACCAGGUCACCCAAUGACUGUCUCAGCAGGAACAAUGGCUAGAGAAAAAUCUCAGUGUGGUGGCACUAUUACUAACUCAUCUGGAGCGAUUAGGAAUCCCCCAAAGAAUGAAAUGCAUGACAACAUCACCUGUGUGUGGGAGAUCAAGGCAAAUGCAUCUGAUCAUAUACUGCUGGCAUUUCCAUAUCUUAACCUUGACUGCACCAAUGAAUAUUUUGAAAUCCUGGAUGGCCCUCCAUCUUCAGCAAAGUCUCUGGGGAAGACCUGCUCUGGUUUCUACCUCACCUACUCAUCCUCCUCUAGCUCAAUGACCCUUGUGUACUUCCGAGGGUUCAACAACAUAGGGAAAAACUUCGUUGCUUACUAUUAUUCUGCAACCAAAGAGGCAGUGUCGAAGACCCCACAUCUAGUCACUAUCCCAAUAGCAACGGCCAUCCCAACAGCAACAGCCACACCAACAUCAACAACAAUCACCCCAACAACAACAAUCCCGAGAGCAACAACCAUUUCAACAGCAACAGCCAUCCCAACAACAACUCCCAAGACAUCAAUAGCAAAGCCAGAGGGCUGGCCAGAGCUACGGCUGAUGGACGGUUCCGGACGGUGCUCAGGACGUGUGGAGGUCCUGUACCAGGGAGCCUGGGGCACCGUGUGCGAUGACUUGUGGGAUCUGAAUGAAGCUGAGGUUGUGUGCAGACAACUGAGGUGUGGCCGGGCCAUCUCUGCCCUCGGGAAGGCCCACUUUGGCCCAGGGCCAGGGAAAAUCCUCCUGGACAACCUCCAGUGUGCUGGAGUGGAGCGCUUCCUGGGCCAGUGUGCCCAUGCGGGCUGGUUGGAGCACAACUGUGGUCACCAUGAGGAUGCAAGUGUCAUCUGUUCAGAUGAUGAAGAAGGUCUGCCUAACAAUCCAGGGAACUGGCCAGAGCUGCGGCUGGUGGGUGGCUCUGGUCAGUGCUCAGGCCGUGUGGAGGUCCUGCACCAGGGAGUCUGGGGCACUGUGUGUGAUGACCUGUGGGACCUCAAUGAAGCCAAAGUUGUGUGCCGGCAGUUGGGGUGUGGUCAAGCUGUUUCGAGCCCCGGUGAGGCCCAGUUUGGUGCUGGCACAGGAAGCAUCUUCCUGGACAAUGUCCAGUGCUCUGGGAUGGAACGGUUUCUGGGCCAGUGUGCCCACUUGGGCUGGUCAGAGCACAACUGCGGCCACCAUGAGGAUGCCGGUGUCAUCUGCUCAGAUGCAGAAGACACAUCUCUACCUACACCUCCAGGUCUUUCUACAACUUCUCUGGAUCAUAUAACAGGAGGAAGUCAUUCUUGUGGAGGGGUCAUUUCUAGUCUUUCUGGCUCAUUUUCUAGUCCACAAUAUCCAGAAAACUACCCAACAGACAUCCAAUGUAUUUGGGAGAUUCAUGUGGAUAAAAAAUUCCGCAUACAACUCAUGAUUCCAAGUUUGAAACUAGAAGAUGUCCUUGGAUGUCCCUAUGACUCAGUGGAGAUCUUCGAUGGCCCCAGGAUUGCUUCACUGUCCAUGGGGAAGCUCUGUGCUCCAGUAGCUGUGAUGUUUUUCUCCUCGUCAGACAUCAUAACAGUGGUGUUCCAGAGUGAUUCAAUGAUAACUAACACUGGCUUUCAUGCUCUGUUCAAUGUGGUUCCACAGGAUGAAAGCAAGUCAGAAGAUGCACCUGUGUUGCGGCUGGUGGGCAGCUCCAAUCGGUGCUUAGGUCGUGUGGAAGUCCUCCACCAGGGGACCUGGGGCACCGUGUGUGAUGACCUGUGGGACCUGAAUGAAGCCGAGGUUGUGUGCAGACAGCUGGAGUGCGGACAGGCAGUUGCUGCUCCCGGAAAUGCUUACUUUGGCAGAGGUUCUGGAGACAUUGUUCUGGACAACAUCCAGUGUUCAGGAAGUGAGAACCAUCUUGGCCAGUGUCCCAGCUCCGGCUGGUCAGACCACAACUGUGGCCACCACGAGGAUGCUGGUGUGGUCUGCUCAGAUGCUGGGAACUGGGCAGAAGAUGUGGCUCCUGCACCCCCAGCUUCCAUUCCUCAAGGCCCUGUACCACAAGGAGGAAGUAACUCUUGUGGAGGAUUAAUUUCAAGUCCCUCAGGCUCCUUCUCCAGUCCUUGGUAUCCUACAAACUACCCCACAGAUGUGGAGUGUGUCUGGGUGAUACAUGUGGCUGAGAAGUUCCACAUAGAACUGAUGAUCCCAAGCCUGAAACUAGAGGACAUCUAUGGGUGCCCAUACGACUUUGUGGAAGUCUUUGAUGGACAGCAAGCUGCCUCACUCUCCAUGGGCAGGUUUUGUGCUGGGACGGAUCUCACAUUCCUCUCCUCUUCAAAUGUCAUGACUGCAGUGUUCAGAAGUGACGCCAUGAUCACCAACACGGGGUUUUAUGCUCUGUACAACACCGUGCAACAAGAUGAAAGGGAGAGUGGUAUUGAUGGCAAUAACAAUGGAGAACCAAAAGAUAUCACUGAUGACCAUUCACUCACAGAUGAAGAUUUUCAUUGUGGUGGUUUGCUCACAAACAAUUCAGGCACUUUCGCCAGUCCUUGGUAUCCUAAAAACUACCCCACAAGUAUUGUAUGCACCUGGGAUAUACAAGUGGACAUAAGGGCUCGUGUCAAACUUACAUUUGAAGUGAUCAAAUUGGAAAAUUUCUAUGGCUGUCCGUAUGACUUCAUUGAAAUCUUUGAUGGCCCACAAAGUGAGUCUUUUUCGCUGGGAAGGUUCUGUUCCAGGGCAACCCCAAUAUUUACCUCCUCGUCAAACCAAAUGACCGUGGUGUUCCAUAGUGAUGCAAUCUUCACCAACAUUGGUUUCUAUGCAUCUUAUGAGUCCCUGGUGCAAGAUGAGAAUGACACAGAUGUGGCCCUCAGGCUGACCAAUGGCAGCCACCGCUGUGAGGGCCGUGUGGAGCUGUACUACAAUCGCAGCUGGGGCACAGUGUGUGACGAUAGCUGGGACCUCCAUGACGCCCAGGUGGUGUGCAGGCAGCUGGGCUGUGGCAGGGCCGUGGCAGCCCUCGGCCAGGCACAUUUUGAGAGAGGUGAGGGCCCCAUUGCCCUGGACGACAUGGAGUGCAUGGGGACAGAAGCCAGACUGUGGCACUGCCUGCACAGUGGCUGGUUCACCCACAACUGUGGCCACCAUGAGGAUGCUGGUGUCAUCUGUUCAGACUCUCUGCCUUAUCCAACACCAUCAGCGGCUGUGAGUUAUUCAACCUCAGCAUCUUUUCCAAAGCCUAUAGAGGUGCCCACAUCAACAGUUUCUUCAACUCCUGGACAGCAUCCACAUGGUUUCAAUCCAAUAGAUCUGCCAGUGGUGAGGCUGGUUGGCGGCAAGAACCAGUGUGAGGGCCGCGUGGAGCUCCACCACAAUGGCACCUGGGGCUCUGUGUGCGAUGACCUGUGGGACCUGCCUGCUGCCCAGGUUGUGUGUCAGCAGCUGGGCUGUGGGAUGGCCCUGGCAGCUCCUAGAGGUAGCCUGUUUGGCGAUGGCUCCGGCCCUAUCUUCCUAGAUGAUGUACAAUGUACAGGUGAAGAGACCAACCUGGGGAAGUGCCUCCACCUCGGCCUGUCAGUGCACAACUGUGGGCACCAUGAGGACGCUGGGGCCAUCUGCUCAGCUGUUGAAGUUGUCCCAGCUUUGGCAGAAACGGCCCCCACUGUUGAUCUUCCUGACAUUAGGUUGGUGGACGGGAAGAGCCGGUGUGAAGGGCGAGUUGAAGUCUACUACAACGGCACCUGGGGUACUGUGUGCGAUGAUCUCUGGGCCCUCAAUGCUGCCCACGUGGUGUGCCAGCAGCUAGGCUGUGGAGAAGGCGUCGGUGCUCUGGGGAACGGCCACUUUGGGGAGGGUGUUGGGCACAUCCUUCUGGAUGACGUGCAGUGCCAAGGCAAUGAGACUUCACUAGGCCAGUGCUGCCAUUUGGGCUUGUCUGUCCACAACUGUGGCCACCAUGAGGACGCUGGAGUCAUCUGCUCAGCAUCAGCCACAGAAAUGACCACUUCACCUGAUCCUACCUCAAUUUCAGCCACAGAUUUGGUCCUUUCAACUGAAUCUUUGGAUAUUGCUAUAUCUCCUUUAACAGAUUUUCCUUCACUCUUACCUGAAGUGACCUCUCCAUCAGAUACAGCUUCAGCCCUAGUAGAAGUAGAUGCUCCCUCUGAUACAACCUUUACAUCAAAUGAAGUACCUUUUUCACCAGCUGGAGACCCAAUUUCAAUGAAAGUGACACCAUCCCCUGUUACAAUUUCAAUGCAAGAGAUGAUCCCUUUACCUGACUCGCCCCUGCGCCUGGCGGGCGGGAAGAACCGCUGCGAGGGCCGGCUAGAGGUGCGGUACCAGGGCGAGUGGGGCACCGUGUGCGACGACCACUGGAACAUGAAGAAUGCCCGCGUCGUGUGCCGCCUUCUGGGCUGCGGCCGCGCACUGGGCUCCCCGGGUCGUGGCCGCUUUGGCCCGGGCUCGGGCCCCAUUCUGCUGGACGACGUGCGCUGCACAGGCACCGAGGACGCGCUGGAGCGCUGCAGCCACGCGGGCUGGGCGCGCCACGACUGCCGGCACCACGAGGACGCGGGCGUGGUCUGCUCAGGUCCAGCUGACUCUGUUGUGCCCAAGGACAAAGCCCAGCUCUCCUGCUUGCCCCACCUCUUCCAAGCUGUCAUUGACCGAGGCUACCUCCGGAGACUGGGGUAUUCCUCCUGGGACAUUCACCUAAAUGAUAGGCUGUGUCGCCCCCAAAUCACUGGGCGCUACCUGAUCUUCAACAUUCCUUAUGGCCACUGCGGCACUGUCUGGCAGAAACACCUGGGCUCCCUCAGCUACUCCAACUCCAUCAGAGGCCACAUACGGGGCCACCCUGGCAGAGUCAUUGUGCGGCACAAGGUACCCGAGGUGAAGUUCACCUGCAGAGUGGACAGCCCGUCUGCUGUAGAAGUCGUUCAUGAGGCCGACAACACCCAGACAGAGGGUGCCAGCUAUGAUGUGUCCAUUAUAUUUCGUCAGUCACCAGCAUCCCAGCAUGGUAGCCACAUGGCAUACUAUGGCAGUCAGAGGGAAGAGGUGUUCCUCCAGGCCACGCUCCAUAACCCCAAUCCCAAUGUGAGGCUCUUUGUGGAUACCUGUGUGGCUUCUCCAGAUCCCAGUGAUUUUACCACCAUCGCGUAUGAUUUGAUCCGGCAAGGGUGUAUCAAAGACAAUACCUAUGUCAACCUCCACUCUCCACAGAAGAAUGUGGCCCAGUUCAAGUUCAAUGCCUUCAGUGUUCUUGACAGCUAUGAUGUGGUCUACCUGCAAUGUAAGAUCAUCAUGUGCAGAGAAAGGGACUACUCCUCUCGCUGCUCCCAGGGCUGUGCAGAGCGAAAAAGGAGAGAUGCUGAUCCCUUAGAGCCCAAGGAAGAGCAGACAGAGCAUUUCCAGAUAGUGGGGCCACUAGAGAUCCACAAAGCAACCAGUCAGAGCGAGACCCAAGUGUGAUCUCUCCAAUUUGCAUGUAAAUAUAUUAGAAAUUGGGAGCAGUCUACAUCUUGCAGUGAAGCAGUGUCUGGUAAAUCAGAAAUGAUCCUUACAGAGACAGGCAAGAGAAACAGAAGUAUUGCUGCUCUGAGAUUUUUUACUAAAUAAAUCUCUCAUUACUGCAUUUCAAAGGCAGUUACACUUUCUAGACUAAAAAUGCUGAUUUUCUAAUUCUGCACUAUCAAGAAGUUGAUCAUUGUCUUAAAGUGUACAAAAUGUUAUUAAAAACAGGAUUGUCUCCUUCUACCUCAUGGGCAAUUUACAGAUAUUUUAAAAAAUUGAUUCCUUCUUACUCAGAUACUAACAUGUGGAUCAUUGUUUCUGUUACUCUGGUGAUGUGAGAAUUUUCAGAUCUUGCUAAGGGUCUUAUGAAAAAUAAACUAAGUGUCUGUCAGGAAGCCACUGCUCAUUUUUCUUUAAAUCUAGUAAUGGGACAGUUGAAUCACAUGUGUCAUUGACUCAUCAAAACAAGCUUUAAUUGAUUUUGUUUCAAAGGGAAUAAAUUGGAGCCCAGCUUUAUGGGGUUGGGAUGUCAAGUACCUGCUUUCCGAGCUGCCAGAUCUCCAUGUGGUAGUGUUCUCAGUCUGUUUCACAGAUCUCACGUCAUCCAGGAAACCAGAGAAGUAUACAAACAGACAAGAAACAAUCCACAUGUUGCAGUGUGCUCCUGUUAAAGAAGGACAGCACCUGCUUUGUUUCGUGUGACAGGAAAAUACCUAUGGUAGCCUUGCUAGUCUCAGGAUUUCCUAUAAAUACACAGACUUGAACACUGAUGGUUUUGUUUUUGCUUGCCAAGAAAACUUAUUAGCGAUA
Chinchilla lanigera (long-tailed chinchilla) is the source of this 8067-nucleotide messenger RNA. RefSeq names its product deleted in malignant brain tumors 1 protein. Gene Ontology annotation, cellular component: membrane. The coding region runs from base 193 to 7215 and encodes 2340 amino acids. NCBI's taxonomy places the organism in Eukaryota, Metazoa, Chordata, Mammalia, Rodentia, Chinchillidae. The transcript has 58 exons. The record is from RefSeq and is a predicted model, not a curated record.